AUGGAAGCUAGUAUUUGCUUGCCUAAUGCUACCUACAACACAGUUGUCCACGGCUGUUUUCACAAUAAGUACAGUGAAGCAAUUGUUUACACUGUUCUGAUUGAUGGACUAAGCAAAAAUGGACAUCUGGAGAACGCAAGAAGCAUUUUUAACAACUUUCCUGUGAAAUGUGUGCGAUCUGAUGUCAAGACAUACACAAAUAAGAAUUACUAUGAAGCAGGUGUACUCCUAGAUGAAAUGCUUGGUCAUCGGUUUGCAGCAGAUGCAUCUAUGGCAUCUGCGUUACUGUACUUAAUUGAAGUGCAUGAACCGGAUGCUGCUCUCCUUGCCUUGCGUGAGAAUCUUCCGUGGUUCAAACGACUCUUUCAGGCAUGUGAUGGUGGGGACUAUCCCCUUCCUUACGCGAUUGGUGAACCAACUCUGGGCAAUUUAUGCCCCGCUGGGUCGUGCCAUAAUCAAAGGAUAUAUGCUCUGUUAUCCUGGAAGCUGAUAACUGGGAGGCGUUUCGUGGAACAAAAAAUUGCUGGCGUGGAUUUCCAGACUGGUGAAAAACAGAAGCAUGGAAGUGCUGGAAGGGAUAAAAAUGCCAUCCGUAAUUUAAUUUUAGAUGAAGCAGCGAUUGUAUUCUCUACACUCAGUUUCAGUGGUUCAUCUCUUUUCAGUAAACUGAAUUGCACUUUUUAUGUUGUUAUAAUAGAUGAAGCUGCCCAAGCGAACCUCAUCAGAUUUAAACUUAUUCAACCCGAUGUUGUUACCUAUAACACAAUCAUUCACGGCAUCUGCAAGAGAGGGAGUCCUUCUGUGGCUGUGAAGUUGUUCAAAAUUAUGGAGAAGAAAGGUUGCAAGCCUAAUACUGUAACUUACACAACAAUUAUUGACUGUUUGUGUAAACAUAGAUUAGUUGAUCAAGCAUUGGGUCUUCUCCACCCAAUGACAAGGAAAGGCAUAUCCCCAGAUGUUAUAACCUACAGCUCGUUAAUUCAAGGAUUGUGUGACAUUAAUCGAUGGCAUGACGUCAAACAAUUGCUCAAGGAGAUGGAUCUUAGGAACAUUUCUGCAGAUGUUUUUACUUACAAUAUAUUGAUUGAUGCGUAUUGCAAAGAAGGAAUGAUUGAAGAUGCUGAGGAUGUGAUAGAGUUGAUGAUUCAAAGAGGCCAUUAUCCUGAUGUAGUCACUUACAAUUCACUAGUGGAUGGAUACUGCUUCCAGGGAGAGGUUGAUAAAGCUUUAGUAGUGUUCGAAAGCAUGACUAGAAAGGGAUAUUGCAUGAUGCUCUUAGCUAUAAUAUCCUCAUCAACGGGUACUGUAGAAAGAAGAAAGUGGACAGAGCAAUAG
This is a messenger RNA of Daucus carota subsp. sativus, 1335 nucleotides long. Its product is annotated as pentatricopeptide repeat-containing protein At5g39710-like. Gene Ontology annotation, molecular function: protein binding; helicase activity. The transcript has 7 exons. The coding region runs from base 1 to 1335 and encodes 444 amino acids. Lineage: Eukaryota; Viridiplantae; Streptophyta; Magnoliopsida; Apiales; Apiaceae. The record is from RefSeq and is a predicted model, not a curated record.